Pelobates cultripes (western spadefoot toad) is the source of this 11066-nucleotide messenger RNA. Lineage: Eukaryota; Metazoa; Chordata; Amphibia; Anura; Pelobatidae. The record is from the annotation of a GenBank genome assembly.
UUUGAAUAGUAAACAUGGCUACUGCUGAAACAGUGAGUAAAAGCUGAUUUUUGAAUCACACAUGAAAAUAAAUGUUAUUGCUUUAGAAUAAUGUGUAUUUCAUCCACUAUGUGAGUGUUUGUCUGUGGAAGCAAACCAUUUUGGGAGCAUUGAAUAUAUGUUAGUCCUUCAUUUUAUAUUCACAUGUUAUGUUUUUAUAAAUGUGCUUUACUAAUACAGAAGAGUUUAUCAAAUCACUGUAAUAGGAUUUUUCUGAUUAGCAAACUGACUUAAUGCCAGCUAGUACAGCAUAUGUCUAUUGCAAAGUGUUGGGGGGGACUUCUCUAUUUAUAUAAAGGUGGGGUGUGUGGUUUUUUAAUUUUUUUUUUUUAUUUUUUUUUCACCAUCAGUGCGCUUGGCUUGCCAUGUAAAUUUAGAGGUGUGUAUAACCAAACCCCAUAGCAAUAAUACUGCUAUUAAAGGGACACUAUAGUCACCAGAACAACUACAGCUUAAUGUAGUUUUGGUGAGUAUAAUAGUUCCCUUCAGACUUUAUUUAUUUAUUUUUUCAUGUAAAGAUCUUUAUGUUCAGAGGAAAGGUAGUGUUUACACUGCCUCUAGGAACACCUCCAAGUGGUCACUCCCUUAGAUGGCCACUGGAGGUGCUGCCAAAAAAGCAGCCCUCACGUCUAGCGUCUCCAUGCUCUGCAUGGAGACGCUUCCUCCCUCCCUCAUAUAGAUGCAUUGAUUCAAUGCAUCUGAGGUCCUGAUUGGCCAAAACAGCAUUUUGCUCUGCCCCAUGCUGAUUUUGGUCAACCCAAAUGGCGCUGGAAAUUAAGGUGGGGUGUUUUUUUUUAUUUUUUUUUUUUUUUAUUAUAGGGGGCAACCACCUAAAUGGUGGGUUUAGCACUAUAGGGUCCGGAAUAAAAGUUUUUUUACCGACCCUAUAGUGAUCCUUAAAUGUGUCUCUAAACUACAAUGCACAUCUCUAGAAAUCAGUCUGUGUAACUUAGGUCCUGUUGUACACUACAUUCUAGCUGUAUAAAUGAUUAGAAAGUGAUCUAAAUGUUUUUUUUUUUUUUUUUUAAUAGUCCCACAGUCCACUCACAUAACUAAAAUUUAAAGUGUCCUUUUGUCACUUUGAAAUGUUGGGAAGUAUGGCUCGGACUAGAGUAACUACUAGCAUGGCAAUAUAGAUUCUCCUUUAAAUGGACACUGUAGGCACCCAGACUACUUCAGCUAACUGAAGUGGUCUGGGUGCAGUGUCCCUUUGCAGCACUAAGUCUGGCCUCAGUUGCUGUAUACCAGACAGCCAUUAGAGAGCUUCCUGGAUUGAAAUGGACCUUUGGUCCAGUAUCUGAUGCUGGACGUCCUCACGGUCUGACACCCAGCAUCAGACUUUUUCCCUGUAGCACCGAUUCUUGCUUUCCUAUGGGGGAGGUUUAAUGCAUGCGGCAUAUGCUGUGCAUUAGCACCCGCUCAUCUUGGGGCGUUGGAGGGGGAGGAACAUCAAAGAUUAGUAAAUAAAGGGGUUUUAACUCUAUUUACAUGGGGAGCAAUAUUGCCAGGAAUGCUGCUUUGUAUUCCUGGCAUUAGUGUCCUUUUUUAAAGUUUUAAGUCACAAGUGUAAUGCAGCCACAAUUAGUUGUAAUUUUUUUUUUUUUUUUUUUUAAACUUAAAUUAUGUCUAAACAAUUGCAACAAUAUAGUAAAAGCAGUACCUGGCAACACCUGUGCUGCAUUGUGAAAUUGUCUGAAAAACUAGUUUGAUUUGUUACUCUUAUUGCAACGUGCAGACCAUUACUGCAGGAAUAGAAAACUGAUUUAGAAAAAUUCUCAAACUUGGUUUUAAAAACAGCCUGGUUAUCUUGACCUAAAGGCUGUAAUUUAGCCUUAAACUAACUAGAAUUUGAUAUUUAGUGAAUAAAGUCCAGAGUGCUGGUUCCAUCAACUAACUUUUUUAGUGGGUUGUCUGUAGUUUUUAACUUUUUUCAAUUUAGCUCAACAUAAAAAGUUUACCUCGGAGAGACAAUGAAAAAAGGAGGAAAAAGAGAGAAGUCUAUACACUGGAGAAAGUGGAAAAACAUCCUUUGCAAAGAAGGUACUGAUUUCAAAUUGGAACUUUUUAAAAAAGCUAAAGGAAGAUGUCUAAAUGUAGCUUUAAAUAUCAUUCUAUACCACUAGGUGGUGUGAGCAGAAAAGCUGUAUUGAGAAACUAUAUAUUCUAGAGAACAAGAAGCUCUCUGGUUAUAGAUAGAUAGAUUUGUAACUUUUUUUUUUUAAGUUUGGUUUAAUAAGCAACUCCUAUAAAUGCUAUCUAGCGUCAAUCUACAACUGUUUGAUAUACCUCUCAUCCUAAACAUUAUUUUAGCAAACAAUGGGAAGUCAGUUGCCUAAAAGGUAGAUCCCCCAGAUGCUGAAGAACUGCAACUCCCAUGAUGCUUUGCAUGCCUUUUUUAGAAUGACAAAGCAUCAUGGAAACUGUAGUCAUAAAACUUCUGGGGAUUACUUUUGAGUUCCCCUGUCCUAGAGCAUUGAUCGGAAAAAAAUGACUUAAAUUUGGCUUUUCUCUAUUAGUGGAUUAAAAUUACAAUCUAAGCACCCCUUGCCACCCCUUUCCUGUGGGUAUAGAAAAAACAUUUUGACUGCAAACUUUCCAAACACUCCCCUAUUCCAUCACACAAUGUGGGGGAUACACCAAUCCGAGGCUUCUUGUUUGCCAUUCCAAUGCCUCUCAAUGACUUGUAAUUCCCUUUAUUGGGAAGGCAGGCAUAAAAGGAACUUUUUUAAUUUGGCUUUUAUUUUCCCAGCCAAAUCUAAAAUGGCAGCUUGCCCCUUUUAAACACUGUGUACAUUGGUGGGGUUAGGGAUGUGUCUAUCUCAAACGUGUUUACACUAUUGAAUGUCCGAUUUGUGUUCAUAGUAACCUUGAAUGGUGUUAAUUCACACUCCGUGAUCUGGUUUUCAGGUGGGCCCUGUGGUUCUUCAAAAAUGUCAAGAGCCAGCCGUGGCAAUGUAACCUGCGCCUUGUCACUACAUUCAGUACUGUAGAAGACUUCUGGGCGUAAGUAAAGUCUACAGAGCAUCCAGUCCCAGCAUACAUCUGAAAUAGCAUUAUUUAGAGUCUAAAUCUCCUUGUUCUUCUGUUCCAUUCUAAUGUUAGUGGGUUUUUUCUGUCAAUGUUGGUGUUUCUGGGUGUAUAACAGAGCGCCUCAAAUACAUAGUCUUUAAAUUACAAUAAAUGUGUUUAGAAAUCAGUCUGUCAAUAAGAUACAUUGUAGUUGCAUAAACUGUUAAUAGUAAGUCAACUAAAAAUUUCUCUCAGCACAGCCACACCACAACUUAGACAUCUAAAAUUAGUGUACUUUUUUGUCCAUUUGAAAUGUUGAAGAAUGUGAUCGGGUCGACACUUCUGUCCAAUUUAUGCCCCCCCCGGCAACUGCCCAUGUCAACACCAGAUAACAUGGGCCCCCUUAAGAUGCUGCUUGUACAUAUAUGGAUUAAUUAUUACAGAACCUGAUACACUGCCUUACCUGGUGGCUUUAAGGGUGCAAGCUACACACAUUUAGGGACACUCGGUUAGCGGGUACCUGCCUUUUUUUUAUUAUUUAUUUAUUUUUUUUUAUUUGAGAAUCCUGACAUCAUUCAUGUGCCUUUUCAGCAGACUCUUCCAUGGGGAGGGAACAAUGUGGCAAACUAAAGGCAUGGAAAAGGGCUAGUCAGUAUUGCGAUAUAAAUAUCUUGAUUAGUACACAGGCCCACUCUCCAACUAUUUGAUUCACAGAUCAAGUGAGGAAAAAUGAGCAGUCCAAUUUUAUUUUUUAAAUCCCGCUUUUGGUCAUUUGAUGUAUGCUGUCCCCUAGCAAUUUUCAGUUUUUCUUGCACAAAUGGGAAAAACUGCUUCUUCCAGUAGUGUAUUACUCUCAAAGUACAAUGCAGGCCACAUGACCAAACAUGCCUCUUAUAACUUUAUUGUAUUCCAUUCCAAAUGAAGAAUGUGACCAAGCUAAAUAUGUGUGAAAUUUAGCUCCUUCUUUAAAGGCUCACACCUGGCUCAGUUUAACUCCCACUGACACUUCUUUGUCUUGUAGUGUGCUUGUAGGUAUUGUCUGUCAUUUCUGAAAUUCUAGUGUUUGCUGCAGUGAGCUUUAGAGUUGAACUACAUGUGUGGUCCAGCACUGUUAUAUCUACAGUACGCUAUUGUAUACUAUCCCAUGCCAAUACUAAUCCAGAUUCUGUCCAUCAGACUAUAUACACAUAUCCAGCUUGCAAGUAACCUGUCCUCUGGCUGUGACUACUCUAUUUUUAAGGUGAGAUGUCUUUGAACUAUGGGGGGGGAAGGGGGCAAGAAAUGUUUUGCAGAUCAUACAAAGAUUACAAUGGGGAACCUUUAGCUGGGGGAAAAAUAAUCUGUUUGGCAAAUUUCAUUGAGUCAUAAUUCCCUUUAAUUUUUUGGUGCCUAUUGCAUUAGAAAUGAUGGAAAUGUCUCUUGGCAACCAUACAAAAGGAACAAAAUAUACUGAGACUGUAUCAAAUAUUCUAUGCAAUUGCUACUUUUCUAAAACAAAUCCCCAUACAAACAUGGUAACUUUUGCAGUUGACAAAAGAUCUUUCUGCUUGGCUUUGUAUCUGUACUUCUCAUGCAGAUUGCUGUAAGAGUUACUUUAGUCCCCAGCAGGAUUUAUUUGUUGCACUCUGAGACACUGACUUGUUGAGUGUGAGUGACCUCUUAAAGUAAUCUGUACUCCAAAAAAGUGCAGACCAGUCAGCUUCCCCACCGGACAUCUAGGGAAAGGUAAGUACAAGACAAAGUUAGAUAACCUUUAUGCGUCCGACUUUGUACUCUGGCUAAACCGCUCUUCUGUUUACAGGAUGGGAUUGAGCCCAUGUGGGAAGAUAGCCGGAACAAGCGAGGUGGCAGGUGGUUGAUUACUCUAUCUAAGCAACAGAGACACAGUGAUCUAGAUACACUCUGGCUUGAGACUGUAAGUGAACUGCUUUUGACUUCUAGAGGGGUUAGUGAACUUGUAUGUUAGUCCUCCUAACUCCCAUUAAUGUCUUGGCGUGAACCUUGUCCUCAUGCUGUUAGUAUAUACUACCACUCUGACUAGCACAAGAUACAUUGGUAAACAGAAUGGUUAGCCUCUUGUGUAUAUGUUGAUGCCAUACAUUUAGAUUGUGCAACUUCCCAUGAUUCUAGUUUUCAGGGUACCCAAACUGGUGCCAGAAAUUAGCAUGUCAGUGUAGUAAAAACCUAUACACUGUCUCUGGCACUGCAUUCCCUCAUGCCCCCUCCUACCCCUUUAAAUAAAAAGUUAAAAACCUAUUUACUUGCCUUAUCUCAGCGCUGGGUCGAAGCUCCGUCCCACGACUAGGGGGCUCUUAUGCACGGCAAAUUCUGUGCAUACAUUAGACCUCCCCAUAGGAAACAAAUACAAAGAAGUCUUGCAAUCACUCCUGGGCAGCAGCUUUGACCACCAUACACAUCAGCCCCAAUACAUACAGUUAAAACCAAAGAAAGUUACUUGCGCUCUCUCCUAAAUCCCUAUGUCUAAUUAAACAAAUUGUUUUUUUUUUUGUUUUGUUUUUUUUAAGAUCAUGUGACUGGGUAAGGAAACUGCAUAAAAAUCAUCCUAGAGUGUUUAGAGCAGGGAUGGUCAACCUGGUCCAUUCUGGGAUUGGGAUUUCAGGUGGCCGGUUCGGCAGAAAAUGCCCAAUGGGUAUUUGUAGCCGUGGACCAAGGCCAGCAGGGGAGAUCCUUUAAUCUACCCGGCUGGACCAUGCAAAGCGAGCCUUGCUGUAAGACCUCUCAAACUGGUGAGGAGAUCAAAGAUCUCCCCCACCAGCCUGCUAGCACUUGGUUCCAGCAGAGGGAGGGAAGGGCCUGAGAGGCUCUGUUCUUCCAGCGUGCAGGCUGAUCAGAGCAUUGCCAUGGCAAUGCUCCAAUACAGUGCUUUGCUUGCAGGAUGUCAGGAGUCAGCCUGUAAAGUGAACAUGCCAUCACUGGACCACCAGGGCUUGCAGCAUUUUGUCCACCCUCCCUGGUAAAAGGUAAGAAGGGAGGGGGAGACAGUAUACAUAGAUUUUCACAUCUCACCAACCUACACACAGCAUACUCUAUGCAGCAUUCACACUACACCCACACUGCCCCUUCUCACAUACAAAGAAGUAGAAUAGAAAAUAGAUAAAUGUAAGUACAUAUUUAAAAACAACAAAAAACUCCUUUUGAUAAAACUAUGAAUAUCGCACCUGCGCUAUAAAAUUAGUUACUGCAGCACUGGUGGGCGGUAUGGAAACUACCAUCAACCAGCAGGUAUUAAAAAGUUGACUAAACCUGGUUUAAAGCCAUAAUUAGCGGCCUUUGUAUAUCUGACCAUUUGAUGUCUGGACAUUUUAUUCAUUGCUGACACAAAGUUGCUUAGGAUUUAUGUCCUCCCUGCAGUUGCUGUGUCUAAUUGGAGAAGCAUUUGAUGAACAUAGUGAUGAAGUAUGUGGUGCAGUAAUUAACAUUCGGGCAAAAGGAGAUAAAAUUGCAGUCUGGACCAGAGAAACUGAGAACAGAGAAGCUGUCACACAUAUUGGGUAAAAACCUGUAAUGUGAAGUCGUCUUUAGGUGCAUUGAAUCAGUCUGAUAGAGCUACUAGAAUCACCCAGACCACUUUAUUUAAAUACAGUGUUUUGUUUUAACUGAUGUUUAUAUUGCAAGAUUAAAGGGAUACUAUAGUCACCAAAACUAUAGCUUAAUGAUGUACUUCUGGUGUAUAGAUCAUGCCCCCUGCAGUCUCACUACUCAAUUCGCUGCCAUUUAGGCGUAAAAUCACUUUGUUUACAGUGGGUUUAACAAAAGGGAACUGGUGUUCCUAAAAACUCUUCUCUGGACUAUAGGUUCCCUUUAAAUAAAUCCUCCAAUAGGAUUAUUCCCUUUUUUUAUUACUUAACAUGCAAAGGCUUUGACCAUAGUGAAAAUAUACUGAAAUAACAGAAUAAAGCAAUGCUUCACAGGUGACUAUUGAGGGAACUCCUAAAGGACACACCACAUAGGAUUUCUGAAUUGCUAGAAAUGACUAUUGUGAAACUCUCAUUCUCUGUAUUGCAGGAACUAUUGGAUACUAUUUAGAUUGGUCUUAGAAUGUGUGUACAAAUAGCGAAGUCCUGAAGCAACAGACCCACUUUCGUCAUGUAGACUGAAUGUAGUCAACUAGGCUAUAAUGGUUACAUAACUGCUUUGUAUAGAAAACCAUCUCUGUAUGGGCUGUUCUAGCAUGAUGUUUAACCCUUUGGCAUCGCAAGCAAUUUGUGGUGGUUUUUCUUUAUUCUGUUGUAUCUGGUGGAGCAUUUCUCAAUAUAAAUUAUGGGUUUACUAUUGACACUAACUUGUCACAUGGAUCCAUAUUUACCUCUGAUUACAUCUGCAGGACACAUUAUGCAGGUUUAUAAAUCAGAAUUCCAGUGUGAUUGUUCCUUCAAGGAACACCAUAGGGUCAGGAACACAAACCUCUAUUCCUGACCCCUAUAGUGUUAAAACCACUAACCCCCCUUGCAUCCUGAAAUAUUAAAGGGACACUAGUCACCAAAAUGUUAGUUUACUGAUAUAGUUUGUGUAUAGAUCAUGCCUUUCACUGCUCAAUUUUUUUUUUUUCUUUGUCAUUUAGGAUUUAAAUCACUUGUUUCUGUUUAUGCAGCCCUAGACACACCUCCCCUGGCUGUGACUGACACAGCCUGCAUGGGAAAAAAUGCUUUCGCUUUCAAUCAGAUGUAACUUAAUCUUGAGACUGUCAAGGAGGCAGAUCUGGGGCAGAGCCAUCACAAGCCAAACACAACCCUGGCCAAUCAGCAUUUCCUCAUGAAGAUGUAUAUCUAUGAGGAAAGUUCAGUGUCUGCAUGCAAGCAGGUGGAGACACUGAAUGGCAGUACUGCAGUGUACAGCAAUACCCCAGGAAGCACCUCUAGCAGCCAUCUCAGAAGUGGCCACAGGAGGAAUCCUUAGGCUGCAAUGUAAACACUAACAAAUAGAUGGGUACUAGCGCUUUAUGUAAACUAAAUGGAAUAUUGCCAGAAAAUAUAAAAUAGCUAAAUGUUACGGUACCUCCAGUAACGAAAUGUACAAACCGCCGUUUAGCGGGUAUUCCCCGUUCGCAAUAAUGUGGUCGGGUAGCGGGUAUAAUAAAACCAUGCGAACCGCCAGCCAGGGAACACUCCAAACUCCCGAACGGUACCUGUACGGCUAAUUCCCUUCACGAGCCGCAAAUCCACGAACGGCAAUUAGUAACCGAACGACAAUAUCUCCCAAGCGGCAAAUACUCCAAAUAAGCAGUCUCUCGCCGCUGGUAUCCAAAUCCCCCCCCAAUAACGAGACCAAGCUCCGCUUUGAGGGUAAAACACGAACUGGUUUACUGUGGGCUACCUGCCCGGUAUUUAUGCAGGUCUCCCACUUGGUGGACACUCCCCUAGGGGACCAAAUGGGAGACUGAAAUCACAGAGGGACAUGGGGACAUUCUGGACAUACAUCCCCAUAAUAUUCCCAGCAUGCAGUACAGUUCCCUCCCCUCUGCUCGGGGGAUAAUUGGGGAAGUAAUUCGAUUAUCUCCCUGAGCAGAGGCAAUCGCCAUUUUAGAUACAAGUUGCAAAACACACAAAAAUCCAUAACUUAAUAACUGUUGAACAUUUUACAUCAGUCUUGCAUAUCCCCAGAUAGCCUGGAUCUGAGGGCACAUUAUUGGAGAAUAGCGCUCAGAUCCCAUUCGCACAGUUCAAUCGCAGUGGAGUCAAAGUCUCUUUCAGUUCUUCGGUAUGCGAUUGACUCCAUGGGACGGCUAUCUGGGUUAAGUCCAUUCGUGUGGUUGAAUCUCCCGAACGGCUGUCAUUCGUAUGCUUUUGUCGAUUGAGAAGGGGAGGUCGACGGCUUCAGCGGUGUUCGGCUGAAAAAGUGUCCGUUUUCCGAUCCAUGAAAUAAUCGUCGAACACCGCUGGUCGUUCGCAUGGACAAAAUGGCCGCCGCCUCGUGGUCGACAUACGAACGACGACCACCCGGCAUUCGAUUUUAAUUGAGAAGUGUCUGUGGUUAACCGCAACGUUCUAAUUGGGAUCAAUAGGUUAACCAGCAGCACACUUCUCUUCUGGGUGGCCGUCCGUUCGGUAGUUCCGUUCGACAAAACCGCCCUUCCCUUAAACCAAGCAUACGAACGGGGAAAUUCAUGAAAACGGCAAAACAGACGAACCAAGCAGUUAUAAUCCAGACAGAUGGGUCUGUCACACUAAACAUUCAUAUGAAACUCUUCCAAAUACCACAACUGAUAAUACAAUAAACAAAAGAAUGUAGCGCUUAUCAAAAAAGGAGAUAUAAAGGUAAUAAUCACCUUUAAAGGACCACUCUAGGCACCCAGACCACUUCAGCUUAAGUCCUUCUAGGGUUAACCCAUUUUUUUUUUUUUUUUUUUAUAAACCUAGGAGUUUCAGAGAAACUGCUAUGUUUAUGAAUGGGUUAAGCCUUCCCCCAUUCCCUCUAGUGGCUCUCAUUGACAGCCACUAGAGGCGCUUGCGUGCUUCUCACUGUGAUUUUCAGUGAGAGCACGCAAGCGUCCAUAGGAAAGCAUUAUGAAUGCUUUCCUAUGUGACUGGCUGAAUGCGCGCAGCUCUUGCCGCGCGUGCGCAUUCAGCCCAGGAGGAGGAUCGGAGGAGAGCUCCCCGCCCAGCGCUGGAAAAAGGUAAGUUUUUACCCCUUUCCCCUUUCCAGAGCCGGGCGGGAGGGGGACCCUGAGGGUGGGGGCACCCUCAGGGCACUAUAGUGCCAGGAAAACUAGCUUUCCUGGCACUAUAGUGGUCCUUUAAGAAUAGUAUUCCAGAUAUUGUGGACAACACCUUGGAAACCCAUGAAUAUUAAUAGAACAUAGUGCAAAUGUGUAUAGAUGAAUAUAAUGCAUAAAAACAACUCACAAACCACUAUAAACCUAGCUCUGGUGUACAUAGUCUGGUUCUGUGCAGGUGACCCAUACCUAUAGGAAAUAUGUUCUGUCCUGGGGGGAAUAUGUAAGAUGAAAAGAGUAGCACAGUAUAUAUAUCGUAAUAAAUCCAGAUGCCAAGUGGGUACUUGCCUACAUGGAGCCCCUAUGGCUCAGUUGUGCAGUUAGGGCACUCCCUAGAUAAGUAGUAGUAAAAACUGGGAACCAGGAUAUAAAAUACUACAAUUUAUUAAAUCUCUAUAAAAACAAAGAUAGAUAUAUCUAUUUAUAUUAAAAAAAAUAUAUAUAUAUAAUUUUUUUUUUUUUUUUUUUUAACCAGAACACGUUUCACUAUAGUGUAGCUUUCUCAGCUGAAUAUAUUGUCUGACAAUCCUUGGUUCACUGACUGUUUAUAUACACCCUUAAUAGGGUGAUGAAUUUCUGGUGUUUCUUCUCCGCAGCGUAAUUACCACUCUCGGGUAAUACGUUUACGGUUCAAGCCUCCAUAUGAUGCCUCAUUGAUGCAACUGACGGGCACUCUCACCUGGAGCUCCAUCUAAAUUCAAUUUGUAUAUUCCAAUGUCUUUAGUUUAGUUUAAUUCCAUGUCUCCUUCUGGGGUAAUGCCAAGCCUUCUCUGAAAAUACCAUGUUUACUGCAAAAAGCCUGAAGGGAAUGAUUCUACUCACGGGAACAAAUAAAAUAAGCUGUGGUUCUGGUGACUAUACUGUCCCUUUCAGGUAUGACUACUAAAGAUUACAACCUGGCUUUUCCCUCAUCUUGUAUGUUAAACAAAUUGAUUCCCCUAUGAAGUAUAGAAUUAAAUAUGGUUAUACUGUAGUAACUUCUACACCCCUUACAGGCUUGUUAUAUUAUGGGAUUGGCAUUUUUUUUACAUUUAUCUCUUGGAAUGUUUCUGCUAACUAUGCUUAUUUUCCCUCUUACAGUAGAGUAUAUAAGGAGAGAUUGGGUUUAUCUUCAAAGGUGGUCAUUGGUUAUCAAGCUCAUGCAGACACUGCUACAAAAAGCAACUCCCUUGCCAAGAACAAACUAGUGGUGUGAAAUCAGAGUAACUCUCUCAAAUUUGGCCAUGCUUAUAAGUGUGUUUUUUGUUUUUUUUGGAAUAAAUAUACUCCAUUAAUGACAUGCACU